GUGAACGGGUGGUGCUGGUGGUCCUGGGGAACGGAGAGCGAGUGGGAGAUGGAACCCACUGUCCACCCAAACCGGGAGAGGAGCCCUCCAAAGUCCCCAUCUACCGAAAGAGCAAGAGCCUGCAGGAGCCCCGCUCUGAGCGCCAGCCCGGCUUCCGCCGGCAGACAUCCCUGUCCCAGAGCAUCCGCAAGGGCACGGCGCAAUGGUUCGGCAUCAGCAGCGACUGGGAGGGGAAGCGGCAGCAGUGGCAACGCAAGAGCUUGCAGCACUGCAGCAUGAGGUAUGGGAAGCUGAAGCCUGCCUAUCGCGACAUGGAGCUGCCCAGCCAGGAGGUGCCCUCCUUCCAGGGCACCGAGUCACCCAAGACCGCCAAGAUGCCCAAGAUCGUGGACCCAAUGGCCAAAGGGAAAAACCGCCAUCCCGACGAGACCGACCGGCCCCACACGCCCCAUCACGUCCUGCCCCCGCUCACCCCUGGCGUUGUCUCCUUGGCGUCCUUCAACAGCGUCCGCUCUGGCCAUGGCCGCCUGCCACGCAGAAAGAGGGAGUCUGUCGCCCACAUGAGCUUCAAGGCGGCUGCAGCGCUCCUCCGUGGACGCUCUGUCCUGGAGCCACUGGCUCCCAAGCAGAGGAGCAACAAGAGGAGCUUCAUGUACCCCAGCUUCAUGGACGAGGACAUGGCAGACGCUGCUGACACCCUCGACUCAUCCUUCUUCAGUAAGAUGGACAUGCACGAUGAGACGUACUCCAUGCCCGAUGAUGUCUUCGAGUCGCCGCCUCUAUCGGCCACAUAUUUACGCAUGCACCCGGUGGGGGAGGAUGCCAGGGUGUCCCCCGAGGUGGAGCAGCCCACCCCGCGGGAGGGGGUCCGGCUCGCUUCGUCCGGUGCCGGCCUGGCUCCCCAGCGAGGCAGGCGCAUCGCUUCCAAAGUGAAACACUUCGCCUUCGACCGCAAGAAACGCUACUACGGGCUGGGGGUGGUGGGGAAGUGUCUGAACAGGACGUACCGCCGCAGCCUGAGCAGCAUCGUGCAGUCACAGCUGGAGAUCACCGACAGCCACCGGCCAUAUUUCACGUACUGGAUCACCUUUGUCCACGUCCUCAUCACCUUGCUGGUCAUCGGCACCUACGGCAUCGCCCCCAUCGGCUUCACCCAGCACGUGACGACAGAGUUAGUGCUGCGGAACAAGGGCGUCUAUGAGAGUGUCAAGUACAUCCAGCAGGAAAACUUCUGGAUCGGUCCCAGCUCGAUCGACCUGAUCCACCUGGGAGCCAAGUUCUCCCCCUGCAUCCGGAAGGAUCAGCAGGUGGAGCGGCUCAUCCAGCGCGAGCGGGACCGGGAGCGCGACUCCGGCUGCUGCGUCCAGAAUGACAACUCGGGCUGCAUCCAGACCCUGCCGCAGGACUGCUCGGAGACGCUGGCGACCUUCAUCAAGUGGCCGAGCACCAAAGCGCCGGCCAUGGGCUCAGGUGGGAAGCGGACAUCAGGGGCUGUGUGUCACCAGGACCCCAGGACGUGUGAGGAGCCGGCGUCCAACCCACCCCACGUGUGGCCAGACGACAUCACCAAGUGGCCGAUCUGCACCUACGAGACCAAAACCAACCACAGCGGCUUCGCCCACAUGGACUGCCAGAUCAAGGGCAGGCCCUGCUGCAUCGGCACCAAGGGCAGCUGCGAGAUCACGACGCGGGAAUACUGCGAGUUCAUGCACGGCUACUUCCAUGAGGAGGCAACGCUCUGCUCGCAGGUGCACUGCCUGGACGAGGUCUGUGGCCUCCUGCCCUUCCUCAACCCAGAUGUCCCUGACCAGUUCUACCGCCUGUGGCUGUCCCUGUUCCUGCACGCUGGCAUCAUCCACUGCCUGGUGUCGGUGACCUUCCAGAUGACGGUGCUGAGGGACCUGGAGAAGCUGGCGGGCUGGCAUCGCAUCUCCAUCAUUUUCAUCCUCAGUGGCAUCACGGGCAAUCUCGGGAUCCCACUGUGACUUCCCCCAUCUCCACAGGUGGGCCCUGCCGGGUCCCAGUUCGGCUUGCUGGCCUGCCUCUUUGUGGAGCUCUUCCAGAGCUGGCAAGCACUGGAGAAGCCCUGGAAAGCCUUCCUCAACCUCUUCGGCAUCGUCCUCUUCCUCUUCAUCUGUGGCCUCUUGCCGUGGAUCGAUAACAUCGCUCACCUCUUCGGCUUCCUCAGCGGCCUCCUCCUCUCCUUCGCCUUCCUGCCCUACAUCACCUUUGGCACGGUGGACAAGUACCGCAAGCGAGCCAUGAUCAUUGUCUCCUUGCUGGUCUUCGUGGGGCUCUUCGCCUCGCUGGUGGUCUGGCUCUACGUCUACCCCGUGAACUGGCGCUGGGUGGAAUAUCUCACCUGUCUGCCCUUCACCAGCAAGUUCUGUGAGAAGUACGAGCUGGAGCAGGUCCUGCACUGA
Messenger RNA from Tauraco erythrolophus (red-crested turaco), 2423 nucleotides. Lineage: Eukaryota; Metazoa; Chordata; Aves; Musophagiformes; Musophagidae. The record is from RefSeq and is a predicted model, not a curated record.